This is a messenger RNA of Oryzias melastigma (Indian medaka), 4691 nucleotides long. It is a transcript of the gene atp1a3b, whose product is annotated as ATPase Na+/K+ transporting subunit alpha 3b. Gene Ontology annotation, biological process: intracellular potassium ion homeostasis; sodium ion export across plasma membrane; proton transmembrane transport. The record is from RefSeq and is a predicted model, not a curated record. NCBI's taxonomy places the organism in Eukaryota, Metazoa, Chordata, Actinopteri, Beloniformes, Adrianichthyidae. Gene Ontology annotation, cellular component: membrane. Gene Ontology annotation, molecular function: ATP hydrolysis activity; ATP binding; P-type sodium:potassium-exchanging transporter activity.
GGCGCUUCUUCCCCUGGCGGAGUGGUGCAAACUGAAGGAGUGGAGUACUGCGGCAGAACCGCGGAGGAGAUUCGGGACGUAACCGUUUGGUGCGUUUAGUUUCAGGUCUUUGAGUACCGGAGAGCAGAGGAAGCUAGCCGUUCCCCCUCCCCGCGUGAUGCUCCGCUUGAGACCGACGCAUUUGAUUUGAAAGACGCCUCGCGAGGAGAUAGAUUAGCCUAACUUCUCUGAAAGGAGAGGCACUUUAGUCUAAAUUCAACUCGAGUGGCUGACACCUCUCAAGCCGUGCAUCACCUGAAAGGAGCAAAGUGACUGCGCCAACAUGGGGUAUGGAAGGUCAGACAGUUACCGCGUUGCCACCACACAGGACAAAGAUAAGCGAUCCCCCAAGAAGAAGUUGAAGGGGGGCAGGGACAUGGAUGACCUGAAGAAAGAAGUGCCCAUAACGGAACAUAAAAUGUCUAUUGAGGAAAUAUGCAGGAAGUUCCAGACAGACAUUGUCCAGGGUCUGACCAAUGCAAAGGCAGCAGAGUUUCUGAUCAGGGAUGGCCCUAACGCUCUUACUCCACCUCCCACCACCCCAGAGUGGGUCAAGUUCUGUCGCCAGCUGUUUGGUGGGUUCUCCAUCUUGCUGUGGACUGGCGCCAUUCUCUGCUUUCUGGCCUAUGCCAUCCAAGCUGCGACAGAGGACGACCCUGCUGGAGAUAAUCUGUACCUUGGAAUUGUGUUGACAGCUGUCGUCGUCAUCACUGGUUGCUUUUCAUACUUCCAAGAGGCCAAAAGCUCCAAAAUCAUGGAGUCCUUCAAGAACAUGGUUCCCCAGCAAGCAUUGGUGAUCCGUGAAGGUGAGAAGGUGCAGAUCAACGCUGAAGAAGUGGUGGCCGGAGAUCUGAUUGAAGUGAAGGGUGGAGACCGAAUCCCCGCUGACAUCAGGGUCGUUUCAGCUCAUGGCUGCAAGGUGGAUAAUUCCUCCUUGACAGGAGAGUCAGAGCCUCAAAGCAGGUCACCCGACUGUACCCAUGACAACCCCUUGGAAACCCGAAAUGUUGCUUUCUUUUCCACCAACUGUGUUGAAGGCACGGCCCGUGGUAUUGUCAUCUACACCGGAGACCGCACAGUCAUGGGUCGCAUCGCUACUCUUGCUUCUGGACUGGAUACGGGCAAAACCCCCAUUGCCAAGGAGAUCGAGCACUUCAUCCACAUCAUCACUGGAGUGGCCGUCUUCCUGGGAGUCACCUUUUUCAUCCUGGCCAUUAUCUUGGGUUACACCUGGCUGGAGGCCGUCAUCUUCCUUAUUGGAAUCAUUGUCGCUAAUGUGCCUGAGGGACUGCUGGCCACCGUCACUGUUUGUCUGACUCUGACUGCCAAGCGUAUGGCCAAAAAGAACUGCCUGGUAAAAAACCUGGAGGCUGUGGAAACCCUGGGCUCCACCUCCACCAUCUGCUCUGACAAGACAGGCACCCUGACCCAGAACAGGAUGACUGUGGCCCACAUGUGGUUUGACAACCAGAUCCACGAGGCCGACACCACCGAGGAUCAGUCAGGUGCCUCUUUCGACAAGAGCUCCUUGACAUGGCAGGCCCUUUCUCGUAUUGCUGCUCUGUGUAACCGGGCCCAGUUCAAAGCAGGCCAGGACUCCAUUACCAUCCUGAAACGAGAUGUUGCCGGCGAUGCCUCCGAGUCGGCCCUGCUCAAGUGUAUUGAGCUGUCCUGCGGCUCAGUCAGAGCAAUGAGAGAUAGGAACAAGAAAGUAGCUGAGAUCCCUUUUAAUUCUACUAACAAAUACCAGCUAUCAGUGCAUGAAACAGAGGAUCCCAAUGAUAACCGCUACCUGCUGGUGAUGAAGGGAGCCCCUGAGAGGAUCCUGGACCGCUGUUCAACCAUAAUGCUGCAGGGCAAGGAGCAACCUAUGGACGAGGAGAUGAAAGAAGCUUUCAAUAAUGCAUACAUGGAGCUGGGAGGACUUGGAGAGAGAGUUCUGGGUUUCUGCCACAUUCUUCUGCCAGAGGACCAAUAUCCCAAAGGCUUUGCCUUUGACACGGACGACGUGAACUUCCAGACGAGCAACCUUUGCUUUGUUGGCCUCAUGUCCAUGAUUGACCCCCCUCGUGCUGCUGUGCCGGACGCUGUUGGGAAAUGCCGAUCUGCUGGCAUCAAGGUCAUCAUGGUCACAGGCGAUCACCCAAUCACAGCCAAGGCCAUCGCCAAGGGGGUGGGCAUCAUCUCAGAGGGCAACGAGACAGUGGAGGACAUUGCAGCUCGUCUUAACAUUCCCGUCAGCCAGGUUAACCCCAGGGAUGCCAAAGCCUGUGUGAUUCAUGGCACAGACUUAAAAGAUCUAUCCCAGGAUCAGAUAGACGACAUCCUGAGGAAUCACACAGAGAUCGUGUUUGCAAGAACCUCCCCGCAGCAGAAACUAAUCAUUGUGGAGGGAUGCCAGCGACAGGGAGCCAUUGUGGCUGUCACAGGUGAUGGUGUGAAUGACUCCCCCGCCCUAAAAAAGGCUGACAUCGGUGUUGCCAUGGGAAUUGCAGGCUCCGAUGUGUCCAAACAGGCCGCAGACAUGAUCUUAUUGGAUGACAACUUUGCUUCUAUUGUCACCGGAGUGGAAGAAGGACGUUUGAUAUUUGAUAACCUGAAGAAAUCCAUCGCCUACACUUUGACAAGCAACAUUCCAGAAAUCACUCCCUUCCUCUUCUUCAUCAUCGUGAACAUCCCUCUGCCUCUGGGAACCAUAACUAUCCUCUGUAUUGACUUGGGAACUGACAUGGUUCCAGCCAUCUCUUUGGCUUAUGAGGCAGCUGAGAGCGACAUCAUGAAGCGCCAGCCCAGGAACCCAUUCAGGGACAAGCUGGUGAACGAGAGACUUAUCAGCAUCGCUUAUGGACAAAUUGGUAUGAUUCAGGCUCUUGGGGGCUUCUUCACUUACUUUGUCAUCUUGGCUGAAAAUGGUUUCCUGCCCAGCCGACUAGUCGGCAUCAGGAUUGAUUGGGAUGACCGCGCCACAAAUGACCUGGAGGACAGCUAUGGCCAGCAGUGGACGUACGAACAAAGGAAGAUUGUGGAGUUUACAUGUCACACCGCCUUCUUUGUCAGUAUUGUAGUAGUGCAGUGGGCAGAUGUCAUCAUCUGCAAGACCAGACGUAACUCCGUGUUCCAACAGGGCAUGAAGAACAAAAUCUUGAUCUUCGGCCUGUUUGAAGAGACAGCCCUGGCUGCCUUCCUGUCCUACUGUCCAGGCAUGGAUGUGGCACUCAGGAUGUUUCCUCUAAAGCCUACCUGGUGGUUUUGUGCAGUACCCUAUAGUUUUCUCAUCUUUGUUUAUGAUGAAGUACGAAAGCUUCUCAUCCGCCGGAACCCAGGGGGUUGGGUGGAAAAGGAGACAUACUAUUGAUCAGCGGAGCCCCUUUGCUCCGCCCCCUUAUGUCUUCUACUCAUUGCCCCCUAAUGUCACUCCACCCUUGGCAAGACACAUCCUCAGAACCCCCUUCCCUUUAAAAACAAAAGCCGCUUUAAAGCAAUUUUCAUCACAACUGCCCCAAAGAUUAAAAACAGCAAAAGCACCUUUACAACUUUCUACAUCGACCUGCCCUUCUCUCCCAUCUCCUAUGAUACUCUUUGCAUGUGUUCUGUCACUGCUGUGUACUUAAACCAAUAUAUCUACCAAACGGCAGCUGCAUAUUGUAUAUGUAGAUUUGAAUGAGCUAAAGACACAAAGGGAGUGGUUAUGCUCUGCAAAAAAAGGCCAUCCAGCUCCUUCUCCUCCUUGUUUUGGAACCCUCAUGUCUCUGUAUACCUUUCUUUUCCCUCCCCGUUUCCCUCUUGCCAACUUUUCGCCAGUCCUCCAGUCACACGCCGUGUGAUCCCGCUGCGACACCACCAACUCUACUGCCACCUCUCGCCCCCUUCUCCUGUUUGAGGAGGACCAGCAGAGUGGUCAUCUCCCUGGCAUUCUCAUUGCAUUAAUUUCUUUCUCUUCUGUUCUCGACAGCCACAGUGUUAAUGUUUCAAAAUGGCGGGUAAGGGGGUUCAUUUUGAGUGUGAACCAUUGUCCUUGUUAUCAAUAAUUACAGUUCAGCCCUCUCCCAAGUUGGCAAAGACAACUCAAUCUUUCUGUGUGCUCUAGGAAAUCUAUAUAAUUCUAUACUGAAUUUAAAUGAAACAAUAAAAACGUGUUGGAAAAACAAUGCAACAGAGACAUUUAUGAAAGCCAUCAUCAAUGCUGGUGAGACAGAAAAAGGUGAAGAUAUUUGUUUCUCUUUUUUGUAUUUUGUUUGGUUAAGUAUUUUUUUUUUCUUGCUGGUUUCUCAGGAGGCUCAUCUGAAGUGUAACAACAAAGCAGGGUUUCAGGUUGUGUUUUUACUCAAAGGCUCCUGUUACUGCACGUGUGCAGGUAUGGAUGUGUCGAAGUGUGCUGUGAUGCGGUGACAAUGAGUCUACCAACCUGGGGUUUCGACUACCAGAUCAGAUCGGCGGCGACAGCAACCGGUCUGGCCCAGGUCUGCGUGCGUGUUUGUGUUGGGAGAGCAGUGAAGGGCCAGUGGUCUCAGCUGACUCCUCAGAUGGCUGAAAGGGUUGAGAUAUAAGGCAAAAAAAACAACAACAAGAAACACGACUAAUAAAAAAAUGUGUGUGUCAAAUAAAUGAAACCAACACCAAUAAAACAUCAAAAACAUUUAAUACAACCUAGA